UGGGAUGGUGCUUAGCGCUCGACGGGGCGGUUUCAAGGAUCCCUUUUUUGGGGGGCUGAGAGGAGGGCGGGGCCGCUGGCGGGGGCCCCCUUGAAACCGACUAAUUGGGAUCGGAGAGGCCGAGGUGAGGGCUGGAGGAAGGCACAAAGGAGUCUCUGGGCGGAGAAGGGAGGGGAGAGGCGAGAGGAGGAGGAAGAAGAGGAGAGAGGGCAAGCAGCGCGCGGUGUCUCCGGCGGCUCAGUCGGACCGCGGCGAGCGAGCCGGCAGGCGCGCCGCCCCCCUCCCCCGCCCGGCCUCCCCAACUCUGCAGCCGCCAGCAAACUUUGCAAAGAGGCGCGGGAGGCGGCAGCGAGGCGGCGGCGGCGGCGGCUGGGAAGGCGCGCGGUCUCGGGACUGGGGGCGGGGGCGGGGGGGCGCCCGGGAGCCGAGUGGGGGGCGGCGGCCAGCAUGCGGCCCCGCAGCGCCCUGCCCCGCCUGCUGCUGCCGCUGCUGCUGCUGCCCGCCGCCGGGCCGGCCCAGUUCCACGGGGAGAAGGGCAUCUCCAUCCCAGACCACGGCUUCUGCCAGCCCAUCUCCAUCCCGCUGUGCACGGACAUCGCCUACAACCAGACCAUCAUGCCCAACCUUCUGGGCCAUACGAACCAGGAGGACGCGGGCCUGGAGGUGCACCAGUUCUACCCGUUGGUGAAGGUGCAGUGCUCCCCCGAACUGCGCUUCUUCUUGUGCUCCAUGUACGCACCCGUGUGCACCGUGCUGGAGCAGGCCAUCCCGCCGUGCCGCUCCAUCUGCGAGCGCGCGCGCCAGGGCUGUGAGGCGCUCAUGAACAAGUUCGGUUUCCAGUGGCCCGAGCGCCUGCGCUGCGAGCACUUUCCGCGCCACGGCGCGGAGCAGAUCUGCGUGGGCCAAAACCACUCCGAAGACGGCACGCCCGCGCUGCUCACUACCGCGCCUCCGCCUGGCCUGCAGCCGGGUGCCGGGGGCACCCCGGGCGGCCCGGGCGGCGGCGGCUCGCCCCCGCGCUACGCCACGCUGGAGCACCCUUUCCACUGCCCGCGCGUCCUCAAGGUGCCAUCCUAUCUCAGCUACAAGUUUCUGGGCGAGCGCGACUGCGCGGCGCCCUGUGAGCCGGCGCGGCCCGACGGCUCCAUGUUCUUCUCUCAGGAGGAGACGCGCUUCGCGCGCCUCUGGAUCCUCACCUGGUCGGUGCUGUGCUGCGCCUCCACCUUCUUCACCGUCACUACCUACCUGGUAGACAUGCAGCGCUUCCGCUACCCGGAGCGACCCAUCAUCUUUCUGUCCGGCUGCUACACUAUGGUCUCGGUGGCCUACAUCGCGGGCUUCGUGCUCCAGGAGCGCGUCGUGUGUAACGAGCGCUUUUCCGAGGACGGCUACCGCACAGUGGUGCAGGGCACCAAGAAGGAGGGCUGCACCAUCCUCUUUAUGAUGCUGUACUUCUUCAGUAUGGCCAGUUCCAUCUGGUGGGUCAUCCUGUCUCUCACCUGGUUCCUGGCGGCGGGCAUGAAGUGGGGCCACGAGGCCAUCGAGGCCAACUCCCAGUACUUCCACCUGGCCGCGUGGGCCGUGCCGGCGGUCAAGACCAUCACUAUCCUGGCCAUGGGCCAGAUUGACGGCGACCUGCUGAGCGGCGUGUGUUUCGUGGGCCUCAACAGCCUGGACCCGCUGCGGGGCUUCGUGCUGGCGCCGCUCUUCGUGUACCUGUUCAUAGGCACGUCCUUUCUCCUGGCUGGUUUCGUGUCACUCUUCCGCAUCCGUACCAUCAUGAAGCACGACGGCACCAAGACGGAGAAGCUGGAGCGGCUCAUGGUGCGCAUCGGCGUCUUCUCGGUGCUCUACACCGUGCCUGCGACCAUCGUCAUCGCCUGCUACUUCUACGAGCAGGCCUUUCGAGAGCACUGGGAGCGCUCGUGGGUGAGCCAGCACUGCAAGAGCCUGGCCAUCCCGUGCCCGGCGCACUACACGCCGCGCAUGUCACCCGACUUCACCGUCUACAUGAUCAAAUACCUCAUGACGCUCAUCGUGGGCAUCACGUCGGGCUUCUGGAUCUGGUCCGGCAAGACGCUGCACUCGUGGAGGAAGUUCUACACCCGUCUCACCAACAGCCGGCACGGCGAGACCACCGUGUGAGGGGGUGUCCCUACGCCGCCGCGCGUCCCCAGGCCACCCGCGCCGCGCUUGCUUCUGCCCGGGGGGGGGCCUCCUACAGACUCCUUAUUUUAUUUUUUUAAAUAAAGAACAAUCGAAACCA
Molecule: messenger RNA, 2266 nt
Organism: Acinonyx jubatus (cheetah)
Lineage: Eukaryota; Metazoa; Chordata; Mammalia; Carnivora; Felidae
Gene: FZD2
Product: frizzled class receptor 2
Exons: 1
Coding region: 448-2145 (565 amino acids)
Biological process (GO): canonical Wnt signaling pathway; non-canonical Wnt signaling pathway
Cellular component (GO): plasma membrane
Molecular function (GO): Wnt receptor activity; Wnt-protein binding
Source: RefSeq, a predicted model, not a curated record